GGGGCGGCGUCCAGGCUUCCGGACGGGCUGUGGCGGGCUGGGUCGCCCGGGCAGCGCUGGCCUAGGUGGUGGGCGGAGGAGGGAGGGAGUGAGGGAGGAACGGAGCGGACGCGAGGCGGCGGCGGCGGCGGCGGAGGCGGAGGAACUUGUUGCGCCGGCGACUGCGCUGCAGCUCCCUCCGCCCCAGUUCACCCUGGCGGGCGCGGCGGCAGCGUCGGGGGAGCGCGGCCGGGGCGAUGCGGCGCUACCUGCGCGUUGUGGUGCUGUGUCUGGCCUGCGGCUUCUGCUCGCUCCUCUACGCCUUCAGUCAGCUCGCCGUGUCCCUAGAGGAAGGGGCGGGCGGCGGUGGCGGGAAGCCGCAGGCCGCAGCGGCUUCCUGGCUCGCGGGCGGCGGGCGCGGCGCAGUGAGAGGCGCGGGCACCUCGACGCAUCCCGGUCGGUCAGACAGGUGUAAAGAUUUCUCUCUGUGUUGCUGGAAUACCUAUUGGAUGCUGCCCUCUGAUGUUUGUGGAAUGAACUGCUUUUGGGAAGCGGCUUUUAGGUAUAGUCUAAAAAUACAGCCCGUUGAGAAAAUGCACCUGGCUGUAGUUGCCUGUGGUGAAAGACUGGAAGAAACUAUGACCAUGUUGAAGUCAGCUAUCAUUUUCAGCAUCAAACCUCUUCAGUUCCAUAUUUUUGCAGAAGACCAGCUACAUGAUAGCUUUAAAGGCAGACUUGAAAGCUGGUCCUUUCUACGAACAUUUAAUUAUACAUUAUACCCCAUAACCUUUCCAAGUGAGAAUGCUGCAGAAUGGAAAAAACUCUUUAAACCAUGUGCUUCCCAGAGAUUGUUCUUGCCAUUAAUCCUAAAAGAAGUUGACUCACUGUUGUAUGUCGACACUGAUAUCCUUUUUCUGCGACCUGUUGAUGACAUCUGGUCUUUACUAAAGAAAUUUAAUUCGACACAAAUCGCUGCAAUGGCACCAGAACAUGAGGAGCCCCGAAUAGGAUGGUAUAAUCGCUUUGCCAGACAUCCAUACUAUGGAAAAACUGGAGUAAACUCUGGAGUUAUGUUGAUGAACAUGACUCGAAUUAGAAGGAAGUAUUUCAAGAAUGAUAUGACAAGUGUCCGACUACGAUGGGGAGAUAUUCUUAUGCCAUUGCUUAAAAAAUACAAACUAAACAUCACAUGGGGUGACCAAGAUCUAUUGAAUAUCAUAUUUUUUCAUAAUCCAGAAAGCCUUUUUGUUUUUCCGUGUCAAUGGAAUUAUCGACCAGAUCAUUGUAUAUAUGGAAGCAAUUGCCAAGAAGCAGAAGAAGAAGGGAUCUUUAUUCUUCAUGGGAACAGAGGUGUUUAUCAUGAUGACAAGCAACCGGCGUUUAGAGCUGUUUAUGAAGCACUGAGAAAUUGUUCUUUUGAAGAUGAAGACAUCAGUUCCUUAUGGAAAUCGUUAGAACUGGAACUACAAAAGACAGUACACACAUACUGUGGAAAAAUUUACAAAAUAUUUAUCAAACAACUAGCAAAAAGCAUAAGGGACCGUUACAAUAGACCACCAAAGGAAAGGUGAAUCCUGGUGACCGCUGAGUCAAGGAGGUGAAAACAACAAAGUAUCAGAGGAUGAAUGUGAAGGAAUCAUCUUGGAUGAAGUAUUCAGAAAGGAAUUAUUCAUCUCAGAAUAAUUUUCUUCCUAAAGAAGUUAAAUGAGCAGUAUAUUCAUGUAAUGAAGAAUAAGUUAAAAUCUUGGACUCCAGCAUGAAGCAUUUUUGAUCUCUGAUGUUUUGUGCUGUUAACUUGCUGUCAUUCCAGUAUUGAUUUAAAUAUUGAGUGGUCUUAGUCUACAGACUUCUGUUGACUCUUACUCUUUAAUGAGUAAGAACAGUAGGAGUGUAUGGAUGAAGAAAACGUACCUCAUACACUGUGGAAACAGACUGAGUAUAGCAAUAAUUUUAUGUCAGCACUAACCUCACUUUAAAUGUGUGAGAAAAAAGUUGUUUACAGGAGCAGAAAAGGUUCUGUUUCUAAAGAAAUGUGAUGUAACCGGUGUAACCAUUGACAAUCUGUGUGUGCCUUUAUACAUUUCAUCUCUGUUCUAAGAUAUUUUUGUGACAAUCAUGUUUAAAAGUGCUUUUAGGUUAUGAAGUAAGCUGUCUGUUAAAAAUUGAGCUAUAUAAGAAAGAAGAAAAAUAGUGAAAACUUUGGGGUUUUAAUGUCUCUGUGUGUCUGUGAGUAUGAGAGAGGGAAAGGCAGUGUCUUCAUUUUGUAUGUGUUAAAAUGUCUUGCCAAAA
This is a messenger RNA of Nycticebus coucang (slow loris), 2268 nucleotides long. It is a transcript of the gene GXYLT1, whose product is annotated as glucoside xylosyltransferase 1. NCBI's taxonomy places the organism in Eukaryota, Metazoa, Chordata, Mammalia, Primates, Lorisidae. Gene Ontology annotation, biological process: protein O-linked glycosylation via N-acetylgalactosamine. The record is from RefSeq and is a predicted model, not a curated record. The transcript has 8 exons. Bases 237 to 1550 code for a protein of 437 amino acids. Gene Ontology annotation, molecular function: UDP-xylosyltransferase activity.